This is a messenger RNA of Talaromyces stipitatus ATCC 10500, 3003 nucleotides long. RefSeq lists its product as uncharacterized. Bases 1 to 3003 code for a protein of 1000 amino acids. NCBI's taxonomy places the organism in Eukaryota, Fungi, Ascomycota, Eurotiomycetes, Eurotiales, Trichocomaceae. The record is from RefSeq and is a predicted model, not a curated record. The transcript has 3 exons.
AUGGAGGAUCCGGUGAAUAUAUCGAGCUCUUACAGUGGAGAGCAUAGUACAAGAAAUGAUCUGGAAAGGACCGCGUCGAGAUCGAGGUCCCCACAGCGUCGCCGACAGCGUGGGUCUUCACAAAAGGCAAUGCUUUCAAAAGCAUUGCAGAAAGCGAAUACCGCGGUGUUGCUAGAUAACGCCGCAAAUUUUGAAGGCGCCAUCGAAGCCUACCAAGAUGCAUGCGAGUUGUUGCAGAAUGUCAUGCUUCGCAGCAAUGGAGGGGACGUAGAGAAAUAUAAGUUGCUGGAAAUUCGUAAAACGUAUCUGAACCGCAUUCAAGAACUGCUCCGAAUACAAUUCCCUUCCAAUCCAAAGAAAGACAAAGCCCUGCCCGAAAGACCACCGAGCGGCCAGAGCCUUACACCGCAAGAUGAGGAACCGGUCAAGGAGUACUUUUAUGACGAGGAGGGCGAAGAAAACGAUCGUUCUAGACAACACAUUGAAGAUGACGUGCCGCCACUACCUAGCUUGAGUAACGUGCGAUUGCCAUCUAUGUCUGGCGGAGAUCUCAAUCUCUCAUUUGAAGAUUCAAAUAUCGGCACUGGUGGCUUCAACACACGGGAAAGCGAAGUUGUUGCAGAGCAGCAUUCCGCACCUCUCUCUGCCCACCCAAUAUCUCGUCGAGGCUCGGUGGAUCAUCAAGGAGAUAAUGAAGUACGAAGUUCAACGGCGCAUACAUCUUAUUCUUCUGACGGACAAGCUCCUAUUUUUAAUGAAGGUCAAUCUACAUCAUGGUUGGACACAAUCGAUGAAUCUGGUGCUUCGUCUCCUGUGUCCACACACUCGAAAUUAUCUUUAUACUUGGGCCAUUCGCAUCACGCAAGUAAUGGUACUGAGGCAGAGUUUGACGCUGCGCUGGAUGCUGCAGUUGAAGCAGCCUAUGACGAGGGUUUGGAACCCGCGGUGAACCAGCAGGGGGGAUUUUAUGAUGACGAUGAUUACGAAGAUCACAAAGAUGACGAUUACGACCCGGAUGAUGUAGUAUCGAAUGUUAGAAGAAACAUUGAAAUCGCCAAGCAGCGAGUUCGGGAAGCUGAGAGGGAAGCCCAAGCUGUUAUGGCACGAGGUUUGCAGCAGCGGCUCAUGAUGGAUGAAACCACCGUGAUUUCCGGCUACAAUGCUAAUGCUGAUUAUAUUGACGACGAAGCCGAGGAAGAGGAACGAUUGUUAGAAGAGAUGACGAAAGGCUAUGUGAUGGAUGAUUUCGAAUUCAAUCUUCAUGCCAAAACUGCGCUGCCUAGACAAUCGGACUCAAGUACGAUCUCUGGCAGAACUUGGGGCAGCUCGAUCACAUCGAAUUCAGCCACUGCCGGUACCUCUCUUUCGACGCUUGCAGAAGAAGGUAUCUUGACCGCUCCUGAUGCAGCAGCGCCAAGUAAGCGACUUCCACCUGUCCCAAAGAUACCAACAGGAAGCACACACCAACCAAUUGCCCCGAAUAUGUCACCUUCUGCUGGUGUACGAGCUCGUCGCUUUUCUGGUUCUAAUACGAAACAACUGAAAAUCGAUACUAAGCGUGUUGCUGCAGGCUAUGAGCCUACCAAGAAAGAACCCUAUACAGCACACCCUGCGGGAUAUCCAUCACCAGUACUGCAAGCUGAGCCCAAGACAAGUCUACCAGUAUUGACCAGUUCGAUGUCUAAACCAUUACCAUCUGGACCUCUUGAAAAGAAGGGUUCGUUCGAUGUUUCCGCAGUAGGCCAGCGUAGUUCAAGUCUGACAAGAGUACCUACACUUGAUGGAGAGGCUACCUCGCGAUCCGUACAAUCUUCUCCCCCAAGAACCAUCAACAAGAUCAUUUCUGCUCCCGGCUUACUCCGCAAGAACACCUCUUCAUCGAGUUUGGCAGGCAUGAGAGCCAGGAACAUGUCUGUGUCCACCCCUGACGUUUCGAAUGGAUCUCCAAAUACGCCGUCUAGCAGUGUCUUCCCCGCCUUUGACUUCCAACGGCAGUUGGCAAAUGGUCUCGUGCCUGCAAUGCCGACGCCGAUCGGGACGUCAUUCCCCUUGAUGACUUCCAAAAGCCUCCACCUAUUUGAUAAUGAUAUACAUUCGCCCACCACACCCGGAUCACCAAGCUCAACAGUUACUAAUGCUCCUAUACCCUUGGAACCUUGUCCGGAAUCGUUCUUAUUGCGCCCUUUUUGGCUUAUGCGAUGUCUUUAUCAGACCAUUGCACAUCCACGUGGCGGAUAUCUUUCCACCAAGCUGUUUAUACCUAGGGAAGUUUGGCAUGUAAAAAAUGUCCGGAUCCGGGCUAUAGAAGACAAAAUCUCACUCUGCGACUUGUUGACUGCAGCUCUCCAGAAAGUCGGUCAAGUCGAUACAUAUGAUGCGGAUGCUGUUUUAGAAGAGAUGCAAGCCUUUGAGAAUAUCCUAGACCAAGCUCAGACCGCAUUCUCGAAGAAGCUCGGUAACGAGGUUGGGGUUCAAGGCGCACUUCCUCUUUUCAAGAACGCAAACAACUCGGACGAGUCACCGGUGAAUGCUGAUAGUUUGGCAUCAAGGACUCCUAGCCAGUCUAGCAGAUCCGUUCUUACCUCUUGGAGAAAACUUCGAUCGAAGAGUUCGGCAGCAGUGAACAACAGUGCAAGUUCGUCGACACAUAGGGAUAGUAGCAAAGGCGGUCUCAGUAUGAGCACGCUGCCAAUGACAGCGUCUCCUCCUAGUGGUCGCUUCACCAAGCGGGACGCCACGCAGCUUCAAUUGAGUGGACCGAAUGCGAAUUACAUGGGAGCUCUGGCGCGAUUGUUCGAUGCCGUCCAGGUUCUGGACCAAAUCGCGCGCCAAGUCGAAGAUCCUGGACUCAAGCAUUCGUCUCCAACUCAUGUAGGACUUGAAUUGAGUACUCGUCACGCUGCAGAAUUCUUUGGAUUUUACAUCUGCCGAUUCGCUCUGAAUGAUGUGGGCUUGCUUCUCGAUAAAUAUAUAAAACGAGGCACCGAGUGGGUGCUUGUGUAA